AUGGUCCGCGCCUCCUCCUACCUGGGCUCCCUGGCCGUCCUCGCCACUUCGGCGAUGGCCAAGGAGAUCCAGCCCAACGCUGCCCUCGCCGCUGAGCUUUAUGACACCGGUAUUAUCCACGAGCAGGUCAUUGCAAGCAAGAAGGCCGAGUUCUCCCGUCAAAGAGAGGCUGGUGCCUACGCCAGUGAGCAGUAUCCCGCCCUGGGAUACGCUGCUUGCGUCAACGGCUGGGCUGAGGCCAUCGUCGGCGACCGCAACAACACCUUCCGUUGCCACAACGCCGACCUCCACUCCUUCCUGAGCCACGCUGCCCUUGGCGACGAGCUCGGUGAAGGUUCCUCGUCUUGGGGUUGGACGUCCGAGGAUGGCCGCGAGUUCGUUGCUAUCGGCCAGUACCAGGGCACCGCCUUCGUCGAGAUCGACAAGGACGGCAAGCUGAUCUACCUCGGCCGUCUGCCCCAGUACUCUGUGCCUUCCGAGUGGCGGGAGAUCCGCUCUUACAAGCACUACAUGGUCAUCGGCUCCGAGGCCGUUGGUCACGGUAUCCAGAUCUUCGACAUGAAGAAGCUCCUGGACAUCGACCCCGCCAGCCCCGUCACCUUCGACGCCAAGACCGACUUGACCAGUCACUUCAACGCCCUGCUGCCUCUGGGCCGUGCUCACAACGUUGUCAUCAACGAGGAGCUCAACUACGGUGUCGCCGUCGGCGCCGCGCCCCGCAACGACACCAUCUGCGCCGCGGGUCUGAACUUCUUCGACCUGACGGACCCUGCCAACCCCGAGUCCCUGGGUUGUGCCAGCGGCGAUGGAUACGUCCACGACGCUCAGUGCCUCGUUUACCACGGCCCUGACACGCGCUACGAGGGCAGAGACAUCUGCUACGCCUACAACGAGGACACCCUCACCAUCUACGACGUGACCAACAAGGCCAACGUCACCAACAUCAUCUCUCGCAUCUCGUACGAGGGAGCUUCCUACACCCACCAGGGAUGGGUUCUGGACGUCAAGAACCAGGAGUACCUCGUCCUGGACGAUGAGCUCGACGAGUCCCGCGGCAACGGCCCCGGCGGAGACGGCUACCCCGUCACCUUCAUCUGGGACAUCAAGGAUCUCGAGAACCCCAAGCAAACCGGUCUGUUCAAGCACCCGACCAAGGCCAUCGACCACAACCAGUACGUCAUCGACAACUACAUCUACCAGUCCCACUACGGCGCUGGUCUCCGUGUUCUCGACGGCCGAUCCAUCCCCACCGACCCCACUGGUGCCGGAGUCUGCGAGGCCGCCUGGUUCGACAUCUACCCUGAGGACGACGACUUCGAGGGCGGCGGCUACGUCGGCUUCGUCGGCACCUGGUCCUCGUACGCCUACUUCCCCUCUGGCUACAUCUUCAUCAACACCAUCGAGCGCGGUGCCUUCGUUGUCAAGUUGACCGGCAAGGAGUGCCCCAAGGCCCCUGUCUGCAACGCCGACAACUGCCUGCGCUCUUUCCGCGCCGAGUCUAUCCCGGGUCGUCUCGUCGAGUCCCAGGAGUUCUGCAAGUCCUUCCUCAGCUCCCCUGUCAAGGAGGUCAGCGCUCUGCCCGAGCACGCUGUGAAGAACUGCGCCAAGGAGGACAAGGUUGCCCAGGCUAGCAGCGCCUGCGCUUGCUUGCCUGCCGCCACCCCGGCCCCUUAA
This is a messenger RNA of Colletotrichum karsti, 1674 nucleotides long. RefSeq lists its product as uncharacterized. Gene Ontology annotation, cellular component: extracellular region. Lineage: Eukaryota; Fungi; Ascomycota; Sordariomycetes; Glomerellales; Glomerellaceae. The record is from RefSeq and is a predicted model, not a curated record. The transcript has 2 exons. The coding region runs from base 1 to 1674 and encodes 557 amino acids.